AUGGCGCCGCGGGCCUGCGUGCAUGCGCAGCAGCGCAGCAGCUGGCUGGGCCUUGUGGGGCGCGGAGUCUGUCUGCUAACUGGAGGGGCUGUGGGGUUUAGUUUUUGCAAUCCGGAUGUCUCGACAGCUUACGAGGUUUUCCCGCUGCAGUCGCAGCAGCUGUACGUACACCUGGCCGCCCUGCGCCUGCAGCAGCAGCAGCAGCAGCAGCAGCAGCAGCAGCAGCAGCAGGAGGCGGUCCGCAGGCUCAAGGACCUCCACAGGUUCUUCCAGCAGCAGCAGGGCUACCUGUACUCGCGGCUCCUCCAGCUCACCGACAGCAGCAGCAGCAGCAGCAACAGCAGCAGCAGCAGCAGCAGCAGCAGCAGCAGCGAGACUCCGCCAGACUUUGUUGUUGUGAGCUCCUGGCUAACUCCUCAAGACUAUGCCAUGGCCUGGGCCAAAGCCACAGCCCUGGGGCUGCCGCAGCAGAUCCCGGGGGGCCCCCCAGGGGGGCCCCCCGGGGGCCCCCCGGGGGCCCCCCCUGGGGGCCCCCCACCCGCUGUGCUAUAUAAGAGGGUAGCAGAUGACUCCGAAUACUCCCCCACUGCCUAA
Molecule: messenger RNA, 594 nt
Organism: Eimeria necatrix
Lineage: Eukaryota; Apicomplexa; Conoidasida; Eucoccidiorida; Eimeriidae
Exons: 2
Coding region: 1-594 (197 amino acids)
Source: RefSeq, a predicted model, not a curated record